Molecule: messenger RNA, 2077 nt
Organism: Rubroshorea leprosula
Lineage: Eukaryota; Viridiplantae; Streptophyta; Magnoliopsida; Malvales; Dipterocarpaceae
Source: the annotation of a GenBank genome assembly
UUGAGCAAACUUCUUCAACAACACCUUCCAGCUUCUUCUUUCUUUGGUCUGAUAAGUGAGGGAAGAAAAUAUGAGCACUGAAGUGAUUGGAGCUGUGAACACAAAUGACAGCAAGGAUGAGGAGAAGAUUCGUACGAACAAAAGCAAUGGCUCAGUUGUCUGCAAUAACUCAGGAGGUUGGAGAUAUGCCAGUUUCUUGCUAGCAAAUCAAGGCCUAGCAACGCUAGCUUUCUUUGGAGUUGGAGUGAACUUGGUUUUAUUCUUAACUAGAGUUCUUGGCCAGGAUAAUGCUUCCGCUGCCAAUAGCGUUAGCAAGUGGACUGGAACAGUUUACAUGUGUUCAUUGAUUGGGGCAUUCCUUAGUGAUUCAUAUUGGGGUCGCUAUUUUACAUGUGCAGUCUUUCAGCUAAUACUUGUGCUGGGUCUAGGUCUGUUGUCAAUUUCCUCUUGGGUUUUCUUGAUAAAACCUGAGGGAUGUGGGGAUGGAGAAGUACGCUGCAGCGCCUCAUCACCUGCUGGCAUAGCAAUCUUCUACAUAUCGAUGUAUCUUGUGGCCUUUGGGUAUGGAGGGCAUCAACCAACUAUAGCCACAUUUGGGGCAGACCAAUUUGAUGAGCUGCAUCCCAAGGAAAGGAUCUCAAAAGAAGCAUUUUUCAGUUACUUUUACUUUGCACUUAACGUUGGUUCGCUUUUCUCAAACACAUUAUUGGUCUAUUAUGAGGAUACUGGGAGAUGGACACUAGGUUUCUUGGUUUCAUUAGCUUCAGCUGUAAUUGCCUUGGUGUCAUUCUUGUUGGGGACACCAAGGUAUAGGUACAUAAAACCCUGUGGCAAUCCUUUGCCUCGUGUUGCUCAAGUAUUUGUUGCUGCUUUUAGGAAAUGGGAUUUUAUACCAGCUAAUGUAGGUGACCUGUAUGAGGUUGAUGGACCAGAAUCUGCAAUCAAAGGGAGUAGAAAGAUCCUUCACAGUGAUGAUUUUGUGUUCUUGGACAAGGCAGCUACAGUAACAGAUAAUGAUUUGUGUGGUCCAGCAGAUUCAUGGAGGCUUUGCACUGUAACUCAGGUUGAAGAAGCCAAAUGCGUCCUAAAAAUGUUACCUAUUUGGGCCUGUACUAUAAUUUACUCUGUCGUCUUCACGCAAAUGGCUUCCCUAUUUGUUGAGCAAGGAAAUGUAAUGUCCUCCACCCUAGGAAACUUUCACCUGCCAGCUGCCAGCAUGUCUGCUUUUGAUAUCUGCAGUGUUCUCAUUUGCACUGGAAUCUAUCGCCAAAUUCUUGUGCCUUUAGCUGGACGAUUAAGUGGUAAUCCUAAAGGAUUGACUGAGCUUCAAAGAAUGGGAAUUGGCCUCAUCAUUGGAAUGUUAGCAAUGGUUGCUGCCGGUAUAACUGAGAUGCAAAGACUCAAAUAUGUUGCUCCUGAUCAAAAGAUAAGCUCUUUAAGCAUAUUUUGGCAGGUUCCACAAUAUGUACUAGUUGGCGCUUCUGAAGUUUUCAUGUAUGUUGGUCAAUUGGAGUUCUUCAAUGGACAAGCUCCAGAUGGGAUUAAAAGCUUUGGAAGCUCCCUCUGCAUGGCUUCAAUUUCUUUUGGCAACUAUAUGAGUAGCAUGCUGGUCAACAUGGUUAUGGCAAUCACAGCCAGAGGAAGCAGCCCUGGCUGGAUCCCUAAUGACUUGAACGAAGGCCAUAUGGACAGGUUCUACUUCCUCAUCGCAGCACUGGCAGCUCUUGAUUUUGUGGUUUACUUGUUCUGUGCUAAACGGUACAAGUGCAUCAACCUUGAGGAUGAUGGGAAGGCAACUGAAAUGCAAGGCCAAGAAGACGAUGCUCUUAGAAGAGUUUAAGACCUUUAGCGUCCUAAAUAGGUGAUCUAGUUUCUUCCUAAAGUUUGAAUAAGUUAUAUCAGCAGUGAUCCAUUUCUCUAGGCAAAGCAUGACCUCUGUUUUGUCACUUGUGGGGGAUGAUUGCUUUGUUAGGUUCUAAAGGUGAAAUCAAUCUUCUAGAUUGGUGAAUUUGGUUAUCUUUUGUUGAAGCCUUUAGGAUUUGGUGCACAUGCAUGACAAUAAUGGUUUUUCAUUGAU